UACUAAUGUUUUCGAUUUUGUUGAAGUGCAAAAGUCCACUCAAAUUGGGUAUAUUAAUAUUUAAAUCUACUUUACCAAAUUGCCCCUGUAAUUUGUAGGCAAACAUAUCACGGUUAUCAACCUAGAGACAACCCCACCAGAGGGCGGCACGCUAAUCCCGAAAUGAAACUUCUGCUAAACCCCGACCGCAUACACUCGCUGACCUCGCCGGCGCCGGCGAUUGCGAACAUUCCUUCCAUCCGAACGACAAGGCUUCAUUCCACCCACUUUCUUCCGGCUCAUAUCUACCGUCCGAUUCGCCGGAGAUGCGGGUUGACUAUAAAAUCCGUGAUGAUUGAUUCAAUUAAACUAGAGGAUUUAGGGUUCACAACGGAAGAAACCGGUAGAAAUCCUGCUUUAUCAACGGAAUAUCGUAGUUCGGAAAUUCCGAGGCCAAAUCAGGCGGUUCUAGAAGCUCAAGCUAGAGUUUGUACUGGUCCUACUCAAACCAAGCCUCUUUCUGAAGAACAAGCUUUCAAAGUCUUGGAUGUUAUUUUGAAAUCAGCUAAGGGGGAACUCAAAGAUGAUGAUAAAGUUUCAAACGCACAGCUUGGUGCUUUCUUUGCGGGAAUGACUAUUAGAGCCAACACCUUUCCUGAAGCUACCCAAUGGAGUGAAGGAGAAAGGCGAGCCAUGAAUGCUUUCUGGCCAGAGCUAGUUCAAACUCUUCCGCAUGAUGUACUAUUCAUAGCUGAUCCUGAGGGCUCUAUAAUGGGUCUUGGAAGCAGUAUUGGACCACAAUACACCGGACAUGAUGCCAGGGAAAUGAGACUAGUUGGUGCUCUGCGAGAAGUUCUUGCAGGAGGUCAUCUAGGAUACGAGGAAGUUCAAGGUGUUUUAAGAGAUGUUCUACUGAUGGGAUUUGAAGAUAAGUCAACAGCGGUGAGCGAAUCAUUGCUUUCAGCAUUUAUGAUAGGUCAACGCAUGAACAGGGAAACAGAUCGGGAGCUUAAAGCUUAUUGUCUUGCAUUUGAUGAUGAAGUUGGUCCUCCUUUGGUUGCUGAUGUGGAAUCCUUGACGCACUAUGGGGAACCUUAUGAUGGCAAUACACGCUUUUUCAGGAGCACGCUGUUUGUUGCUGCUGUGAGAUCAUGUUAUGGUGAAUCCUGCUUGCUACAUGGGGUGGAUUGGAUGCCACCAAAGGGUGGUGUGACUGAAGAACAGAUGUUGCAAUUCAUGGGGGCAAAUACACACUUGACAACGUUGCAAGCGAAACAACUUAUUGAGGAUGGAAAUGUGGGCUUUGCAUAUGCAAGUCUACGAGAAGUUCGCCCAUCUCUAUACUCAUUGGUUGGAAUGAGAGAACACAUAAAGAAGCGUCCACCUUUGGCAACAUCUGAAAAGGUUCAGCAGUUUGUGAGGGCGCGAGGAAAGGAAGCUAUGGUAGCAGGAUUUUAUCAUGAAGGAUAUGAAGAACCACUUUUGAUGCUUAUGAGGAGACGAGGCGUUCAUGCUGGUUUAGUUGUCAAGGGUGAAGAAGGGGCAGUUUCAAUGACAACCAGAUUGAAGCAAGCAAAUGCAUCAAAAGGACUUCCUGUCAACUACUGUUCAGGAUUUCGCUCAUCGGUCAAUGGAGCUGGUUUAGAAACUGAUGGUGUGUCCCAGGAGACUUUUUGUGUGGAAGUGAACGCAAAAGACUAUGGUUUUGAGGCAUCUGAUACACCAAGGACUGAUAGAUCGGUAGCAAAGAACAUAGAGCUUGGUAUAGCAGCACUUCGAGGGGAGAAAGGACCUGCAUAUGACCGUAUUGUCUUAAAUGCAGGAAUCGUAGAUCACUUGUUAGGUUGUAAAGGCGCUGAAGAUGUUAUGUCAGCUCUAGAUAGAGCUAGAGAGGCCAUUGACAGCGGUGAAGCCCUAAAAAGGCUUCUAAAUUACAUCAAGAUCUCACAUAAAGUAAAAUAAAGAGAUUUCUGUUAAUGUUGUCGUUUUUAUACUAGAAAGUUUUAAAUGUGUAAUUUGAUUCUUUUAUUGUUUCCUCACUUUGUAUUAUGAUAUAAUUGUGAUAGUUGUUGUAAGCUUUCUUUACCAGGCUGAAGGUUUUUUUAAAUACAUGGUUUUUUUUAAAA
This is a messenger RNA of Amaranthus tricolor (Joseph's coat), 2105 nucleotides long. RefSeq lists its product as uncharacterized. Lineage: Eukaryota; Viridiplantae; Streptophyta; Magnoliopsida; Caryophyllales; Amaranthaceae. Gene Ontology annotation, biological process: GMP biosynthetic process. The transcript has 10 exons. The record is from RefSeq and is a predicted model, not a curated record. Gene Ontology annotation, cellular component: cytosol. The coding region runs from base 163 to 1941 and encodes 592 amino acids. Gene Ontology annotation, molecular function: GMP synthase activity.